CCGGGAAGGUGGCCGAGCGCCCCUGUUGCCGGAGACCCUUCCCAGUGGUCCCUCGGGGCGCCAGCUCCAGUCCUGUUUGCCCCCCACCCCCCUUUUCGUAGGGAUCGCCUUUUUUUUUUUUUUUUUCCUCUGCGGCGGCGGAAAUGACAGUGUGGUGCUGCCGCGGUGUCAUGGUGCUGCCCCUGGACUAAAGGGCGAAAACUCUUUAAGUUUGGCUCGGGAGACCCAGCUGCGGUAGCGUCGCAGCCGCCGUGCUGUCCCUGGCGGGGCGCGCGGGCGGGCGGAUCCCGGCUGCUGCGCCGCGGCGGCGGCGAAGGCGGGCGGCGGCCUAGAGCAGCAGCGGCGGCGGCGCGGCGGCCCCAGGAGCUGGCGCCGGAGCCCGAGCCAGCUCCCGGCGGAGGCAGGCGAGCGCCGGGCGUCCUCGGGCGCGCCGAGGAGAUGGCUGGCACCCCAGAACGCUAUGGGUGAAAGCCCAGCCUCUGUGGUUCUUAAUGCCCCAGCAGGAUUAUUUUCACUAAAGAUGGAAACACUGGAGUCCGAAUUGACCUGUCCAAUCUGCCUGGAGUUGUUCGAGGACCCCCUGCUGCUCCCCUGUGCCCACAGCCUCUGCUUCAGCUGUGCCCACCGCAUCCUGGUCUCGAGCUGCAGCUCUGGUGAAUCCAUUGAACCCAUUACUGCUUUCCAGUGUCCUACGUGCAGGUAUGUUAUCUCGCUGAACCACCGGGGCCUGGACGGCCUCAAGAGGAAUGUGACUUUGCAGAACAUCAUCGAUCGCUUCCAGAAGGCUUCCGUCAGUGGGCCCAAUUCCCCAAGUGAGAGCCGCCGGGAGAGGACUUAUAGGCCCAGCACGGCCAUGUCGAGUGAGCGAAUUGCUUGCCAGUUCUGCGAGCAGGACCCGCCAAGGGAUGCAGUGAAAACAUGCAUCACCUGUGAGGUCUCCUACUGUGACCGUUGCCUGCGGGCCACACACCCCAACAAGAAACCUUUCACCAGCCACCGCCUGGUGGAACCAGUGCCCGACACGCAUCUCCGAGGGAUCACCUGCCUGGACCAUGAGAAUGAGAAAGUGAACAUGUAUUGUGUUUCCGAUGACCAAUUGAUUUGUGCCUUAUGCAAACUGGUGGGACGUCACCGAGACCAUCAGGUCGCGUCCCUGAAUGACCGAUUUGAGAAACUCAAGCAAACUCUGGAGAUGAACCUCACCAACCUGGUUAAGCGCAACAGUGAACUAGAAAAUCAAAUGGCCAAACUAAUACAGAUCUGCCAGCAAGUUGAGGUGAAUACUGCUAUGCAUGAGGCAAAACUCAUGGAAGAAUGUGACGAGCUGGUAGAGAUCAUCCAGCAGAGGAAGCAAAUGAUCGCUGUCAAAAUCAAAGAGACAAAGGUUAUGAAACUGAGAAAGUUGGCACAGCAGGUUGCUAAUUGCCGUCAGUGUCUUGAGCGCUCAACAGUCCUCAUCAACCAGGCUGAACAUAUCCUGAAAGAAAAUGACCAGGCCCGGUUUCUCCAGUCUGCAAAAAAUAUUGCCGAGAGGGUCGCUAUGGCAACAGCAUCUUCUCAAGUUCUGAUUCCAGACAUCAAUUUUAAUGAUGCCUUUGAAAACUUUGCUUUAGAUUUUUCCAGAGAAAAGAAACUGCUGGAGGGGCUAGAUUAUUUAACAGCCCCAAACCCACCAUCUAUCCGAGAGGAGCUCUGUACUGCUUCCCACGACACCAUUACAGUCCACUGGAUCUCAGAUGAUGAGUUCAGCAUCAGCUCCUAUGAGCUUCAGUACACCAUAUUCACUGGCCAGGCUAACUUCAUCAGUAAGUCAUGGUGUAGUUGGGGCCUGUGGCCAGAGAUAAGGAAAUGUAAGGAAGCAGUAAGCUGCUCAAGAUUGGCCGGGGCGCCACGAGGCCUGUACAAUUCAGUGGAUAGCUGGAUGAUUGUGCCCAAUAUUAAACAGAACCAUUACACAGUACACGGACUUCAGAGCGGGACCCGCUACAUCUUCAUUGUUAAAGCCAUAAACCAGGCAGGCAGCCGGAACAGUGAACCCACCCGACUAAAAACAAAUAGCCAACCCUUUAAACUGGAUCCCAAAAUGACUCACAAGAAGUUGAAGAUCUCCAAUGACGGGUUGCAGAUGGAGAAGGAUGAAAGCUCUCUGAAGAAGAGCCAUACCCCGGAGAGGUUUAGCGGAGCUGGGUGCUACGGGGCAGCAGGGAAUAUAUUCAUUGACAGUGGCUGCCACUACUGGGAAGUGGUCAUGGGUUCCUCCACCUGGUAUGCAAUUGGUAUCGCUUACAAAUCAGCGCCCAAGAAUGAAUGGAUUGGCAAGAACGCCUCCUCAUGGGUCUUCUCUCGAUGCAAUAGUAACUUUGUAGUGAGACAUAACAACAAGGAAAUGCUGGUGGAUGUGCCCCCACAGUUGAAACGUCUGGGUGUCCUUCUGGAUUAUGACAACAACAUGCUGUCUUUCUAUGACCCAGCUAACUCUCUCCAUCUUCAUACUUUUGACGUGACCUUCAUUCUUCCAGUUUGUCCAACAUUCACAAUCUGGAACAAAUCCCUAAUGAUCCUGUCUGGCUUGCCUGCCCCAGAUUUUAUUGAUUACCCUGAGCGGCAGGAAUGCAACUGCAGGCCUCAAGAAUCCCCUUAUGUUUCUGGGAUGAAAGCUUGCCAUUAAGUUUUCAGAGAGCCUAUAAUUCACUGGCUCUCCAGUCCAGCAGGUCUUCCCCUCCUAAACCUCAGUUAGUGUCCAAUAUACAAAAUACAAAAUAAAGUUCAUCUGAAGCAUCCAAAAUAA
Mustela erminea (ermine) is the source of this 2788-nucleotide messenger RNA. RefSeq names its product midline 2 (gene MID2). The transcript has 10 exons. The record is from RefSeq and is a predicted model, not a curated record. Lineage: Eukaryota; Metazoa; Chordata; Mammalia; Carnivora; Mustelidae. Gene Ontology annotation, molecular function: zinc ion binding; protein binding. Bases 461 to 2668 code for a protein of 735 amino acids.